GCGCUGUAGACGAUAAUAACCGCAGCUGUGGCUUGGUGAGCGGUGCUGGCGCAUUGAUUGUGCCAUUGACGCCUUGGUUGUUGACCCUUAUCGGACCAUCAAGGUCGCCGACUUUGGAUGGGAAUAUAGUGCAUUUAUAUAUACCAUAAGCCCAAUAUGACCGCGGCUUCAAGUCCGCUUAAUCGCCAACCAAGCUGGAUUCCCCUUCUCUGUGCAGUGGCCGCCCUCUCCCUCCCGAUAACCAUUCACUUUAUACGCACACGGAAUGAUAAUAUGAGCACCGCCGCACUUCCACUAUCCUCAUCCCUCCCGUCUCUUCCGUUGUUUCUGGAGGCGCAAAAAUGGGCGUCUACAGAUCCCGGGAAGGUCGCGAUAAUCGAUAAAACGAAGGACCUGAGUUUUACCUACCGCCAGCUACUCAAUGAUGUAGCCGCAUUAAAGAGGCGGAUUUUGGCUCAGGUGAAAGUUCAAGAUCUUGAAGAGAGGAGGAUAGCGUUCCUUGUACCGGCUGGCUAUGAUUAUGUGGUUUGCCAGUGGGCUGUAUGGGCGGCCGGUGGUGUCUGUGUACCGUUGUGCACAUCUCAUCCACCAAAGGAACUUUUAUAUACUAUCUCGGACUCGGAUCCGUCCUUAGUGGUGCUACAUAGCUCGUUCCAACACUUGCAGCCCGCUUUGCUAGACAAGUCAUCCAAAACCUGCUUCAUGGAGCUCUCACCCAUUACUGAAAGCAGAAGCUGUACCUCUAUACCCAAUCUCCAUCCGGCUUUUGCGCCGUCACGAAGAGCUCUAAUGAUCUAUACCUCUGGCACAACAGCAAACCCCAAGGGCUGUGUCACGACACACAAGACGAUAACGUUCCAAGCAACAUCCCUCAUCCAGGCCUGGAAAUAUUCCCCAUCCGAUCACCUAAUCCAUGUCCUUCCUCUCCAUCACAUUCACGGUAUCAUUAAUGGCCUUACGGCGACCCUACUUAGCGGUGGAACAGUCGAAAUGUAUGCCAAAUUUGAUCCUCAGAUUGUCUGGGAAAGAUGGAGCAAUUCUGGCUCAUCAACAAUGUUCAUGGCUGUCCCAACAGUGUAUUCGCGGCUAGUCGACUACUUCGAUACUCAUAUCAGAUCCACCGACUCCGAAGCAGCAGCUAGGGCGGGUGCUGGCGCAUUGAGGCUAGUAGUCAGCGGCUCUGCAGCCCUACCCACGCCAAUUAAGACUAAAUUUCUUGAGAUAACCGGACAAACUCUACUCGAACGGUACGGAAUGACUGAAAUUGGCAUGGGACUUAGCUGUGGCCUGGACGUUUCGCGACGUAUUGAAGGGAGUGUUGGCUGGCCCCUCCCUGGCGUACAAGUUCGUCUAACACACCGGGAAACUGGAGCUCCGAUUCCUCUUACUUCAUACAAUGAGGACGGUAUGAUUGAAAUCAAGGGUGACAACGUAUUCCUUGAAUACUGGCGGCGGCCUGAAGCAACGGCUUCCGAAUUUACCAGCGAUGGUUGGUUUAAAACGGGGGAUGUGGCAAGGCGAGACACAGCUGGUGCGUACUACAUCCAAGGCAGAGCCUCAGUGGACCUGAUCAAAAGCGGCGGGUAUAAGAUAUCUGCACUGGAAGUUGAAAGAAAGAUGCUCGCAUUAGAAGAAGUCCAGGAGGUUGCCGUCGUGGGAAUUGCUGAUGAGGAAUGGGGCCAAAGAGUCGCUGCCGUUGUUAAGCAGAGAGAAGGAACCGCAAAACUAGAGCUUCAAAGCCUCCGUACAAAACUGAAGUCGGAGAUGGCAGCGUAUAAAAUCCCAAGUGUCCUGAAACUGGUUGACAGCAUUGAGAGAAACGCCAUGGGCAAGGUAAAUAAGAAGAUGAUUGUGAAGAAGUACUGGCCAGAUCUUGAGUGA
This is a messenger RNA of Trichophyton rubrum CBS 118892, 1881 nucleotides long. RefSeq lists its product as uncharacterized. The record is from RefSeq and is a predicted model, not a curated record. Gene Ontology annotation, biological process: fatty acid metabolic process. Bases 157 to 1881 code for a protein of 574 amino acids. The transcript has 4 exons. NCBI's taxonomy places the organism in Eukaryota, Fungi, Ascomycota, Eurotiomycetes, Onygenales, Arthrodermataceae. Gene Ontology annotation, molecular function: medium-chain fatty acid-CoA ligase activity.